Sugiyamaella lignohabitans is the source of this 2028-nucleotide messenger RNA. Its product is annotated as HLH transcription factor (PalcA). Bases 1 to 2028 code for a protein of 675 amino acids. The record is from RefSeq and is a predicted model, not a curated record. NCBI's taxonomy places the organism in Eukaryota, Fungi, Ascomycota, Dipodascomycetes, Dipodascales, Trichomonascaceae. Gene Ontology annotation, molecular function: protein dimerization activity. The transcript has a single exon.
AUGAUCCCUCCAAAUGAAUGGCCUUACGACUCUGUCGGUAUUUCACCAAUCGGUGGUCGGGAUAACCAAGAUCCCAAUCUAAUGUCUGUAGAUAUGCAGUCUUUCUUGGAGUUCUCAUCAAACCACGGAGAUUCGCCAAAUCCUGCUAAUAGUAUGAGUGGUCAACAUGGCAGCGACUUUAACGACUUUUUAUUCCAUGGCUAUCAAGAUCAGCAAACGGGUGUUGCUGGUGCUUCUCCAGCUGGCUCGGUUCCAAACGAUCGAGACUCGAACCAGAAUCAUCAACAAAUAGGGUCAGGCCAGCUCGAUCAGGGCCAUUUCUCUCCUCAUUACGCACAACAAUCACAACAACAACACAGUCAUUCUCUCCAGCAUCAUCAACAACAACAGCAGCAACAACAUCAUCAGCAUCAGCAACAACAGCAGCAGCAACAACAACAUCAGCAAAAUCAACAACAUCAACGACAGCAACAACAACAACAUCAUGAACAACAACAGCAUCAUCAGCAAAACCAUGAGCAGUUUCAAUCAUUCGAAACAGACCAAGCCCAGUCACAUGUUCCUGAACAGACAUCUUCCUCAGUAAAUCCUAAUGAUGUAUUCAGAUCUCCUGCCGUCCUAGCAUCGGUCGGCAACGGUCCUAAUAACGCUGUACUUCCAUCUGCUGAUGACAUCAAUUUCACUCCUCUUCUGUCUCCUUCAGUCGAGGCUCCAUUUAUAUCGCAGGGUCCACCCGAUUUCUCGAUGCCAGCUUCCUAUUUUAGCCCCAUGAAUUCUCCUGGCGUGGAUAUGGGCUCAUCACCUGCCAUAGAUCAACAAUUCCAAUCAUUACCCUCACAACACCAACAAAUCCAACCACGGCCUGCUGUCACUUCUAAUAACUCAGGUAGCUCGACUAGCACCAUUCGAACCCCUGCUAGUGGAUCCAGUACACCAACUGGAGCUACACCAGUGUCAUCAUCAUCUUCCAGAAGAUCCAGAACCACCCCUAUUCUUGGCCCUUCAAACGGAAGAACUGGUGCUGGUGGUGCUACGACUAUAACCAGCGGCAGAGUAGCCAAGAACUCUCCAGUUAUAAAACCUGUGAAGAGAAAGGGAUCUCAGGCAUCUGUUUCUACGGCCCCUGGCACUGCCAACAACUCAUCCAACAGUACUAGUCCUGCUGAUGAGGAUUCUCCUGAGACCAUUGCUGAAUUUAUGAUGCCACCACCUCCUAACCGAGCCCGCUCAUCUAUCACAUCAACAUCAUCUACCACAAGCAGUGCUUCUUCAUCGAGUAUUAUCGAGCCCUCAACUCCAGUAACCCCUGCCAGUCUUAUGAAUUUGGGACCCGGCGCAAGAAUGAACCAGCAAUUCCAAAACUCUGCUUCUACUGAGGACAGAUUACAAAAUGCCAUUCGCACAACUGUAAAUAUUUCCUCAAGAAAGCCGUCUGUGUCGUCUGUUAACAGCCGUAAUGGUGGUAGUGCUACCAAUUCACCACUUGGAACACCCACCACUGCAAUCAUGCCUAAACCACCCGGAAGUGCCAACAUUACUCCCAACGGAGGAGCAGGGACUAUUUCAACCGGUACUGCUAACAGCGGUAGACAAUGGGGAUCCAGAUCGAGCAGCGUUUCAGCGUCUCCAGUGCUUAAACCAAAGGUAUACUCUCCCGGCAUCUCUCCCCAGAUACACCCCAAUAUCUCAACCGACCUGUCUGCCCUGCUAGCAUCCAAGUCCAACUACCAAAACAUCAUCGAGGGCACCCACAACCAGCUCGGUCUGUCAUACCCCGAUCACCUGAGUGCCGGUCUUGCCUCUAAGAAAGCUAGCCACAAAUUGGCCGAACAGGGUCGACGGAACCGUAUCAACAAUGCCCUAUCCGAGCUAGCAGGGCUAAUAUCGCCAGACGCUCCACCCAACUCUAAAGCCGAUACUGUGGAAUCGGCCAUCGUCUACAUCAAAAAGGUCCAGAAGGAGGUGGCGGACCUCAAAGAAGAACUCGCACACUACAAAGCACUCAAGAAAGAGCCUGCCGAAAGCUGA